AUCCUUUUUCCAAUCCGAUCUUUCACCAAAUCAGUCUUCUUUCACACUUCAAACGAGCAACCACGAAUCUGUCGCACGCAGCAUGUCGGACCUACGCCCGCUACCGCUGGAAGUCUGGCAACAAAUCUUCGGCUAUCUGGCCGUGCGCGACCUCAAGACCGCUCUCCGCGUCUGCCACGACUGGUGCCAGGCGAUCGUCGGAACGAGUUCGCUGAUCAACCGGAUGCAGCUCAGAAUCAGCCGCGAAACCACGCUGGAUCAUCGCAGUUCCGGCAUUCGGUUCAUUUUGGCCCGUAAGGUUUGCCUCUUCAAGACCAAGAUCCUCUCCGUUGAUCCGUGGUGGCCCGCGCUGGGUGCGCUCUUGAACGAUCUGGAUCUACGCGAGUGCCAGGUGGUGGUUCCGACGCUGUUGGCCAUGCUCCGACAGGCGCCGAACUUGGUACGGCUCACGCUGGACAAAGUGCAGUACUUGGAGUUGGAGGACGCCGUCGCGGCUGACUUUCAGCUGAACCGGCUGGAAUAUCUGAGUCUCGGGAUGACGAACGGCCCGCGGAUUGUGGACAUUCUUCGGCCGGCCUGUCCCGCGCUAAAGUCGUUUGCGUUUUCCGCUCGCGAAGCCGUGCCGUCCGAGCGGGAAGUGAUCGAGCUGGUGCGGGGCGUCCAGGGGACGCUGGAAGAGCUUUUUGUUCCCAUUAACGCUGUCGGGAGGGCCCUGUUGGCGAUGGACCGGCUGAAGCUACGGGCGGUUAAUUUGAACCGCGUGGAGCCGGAAAUUAUACUGGACGUUUGUCGGAUGCAGCCGGAUUUGCAGAUCCUGGACGUUCGCGUUUCACGGUUGGAUGAUUCGCAACUUUGUGAAAUUGGACAACUGCUGCCAAAUCUGCGUCAACUCAUCACCAACCUAGACGGAAUUCAACACCAAGAACCACGUUUUCUGUCAGCUAUGCCAAACUUGGAACAGCUGAUUGUUUCGCCAGUUGGCCGUGACUUUCAACAGAUUGAAUCGCUCGGCGACUUUCAAUGCCCCAAGCUAAAAUCUCUUCAGCUAAGUUGGGUGAUUCUUCAUUCCGAAGAGGACGGCUGGAAGCUGCUCAACCGAUCGCGAAACAUCGAGACCCUGAAACUGCAGGAGUGCGUUUUCCCCCAGUGGUCCAAAUUUGUCGACGGCCUGAACGCGUUGCGAUCGCUGAAGCGGUUGACCUUGAACACGAUCACGGUUUCAAACUGGACGGAUUCGGCGCGUUGGGUCGUCAACGACAGUACAAAAUGUUUGCGCCUGUGGAACCUGCAAAUCCCAAAGGCUCAACUGUUGCAACUGUUGGCCGCAUUCCCAGCCCUGGAGGAGCUCCAUUUGUGCCACAUGCCGGUAGUGGACGACGGAGUGGUGCUUGAGUUGCCUCGACUGUUUCCGCGGUUGGGGAGGUUGUUGAUCUGGGAGUGCUCGAAUUGGAAGGCGUCGUUGCGCCAUGUUUCCGAGAGUCUUCCCGCACUGGUGGUUCUAAAGUAUAAGUUUGGACCGGUAACUGUUAGGGGGAUGCAAUUAAGAGCGCAGCGUUAUGAUCUAAGAAGAGGCAAGUUUGAGUGGUGUGAGAACAUCAUGGCGAAGCUGUACGGUCUGUUUGGGUAUUACAGUUAAGUUGCUGAAGAAUUAAUAAAAAAAUGUGCCAUUUUCAAAAAUGUCUUUAUCACUUUUUAUCUGAAACGUCAUUGAUUGGUUGUCAUCUGCGAAUAAGGCUUUCUAGGCCCAGUGAAAAAAAUAUAAUUUAACCCAAAAAUGGCGAACUUCUCGUCACAGUGUCCUGAUGCAAA
Molecule: messenger RNA, 1809 nt
Organism: Culex pipiens pallens (northern house mosquito)
Lineage: Eukaryota; Metazoa; Arthropoda; Insecta; Diptera; Culicidae
Exons: 2
Coding region: 83-1636 (517 amino acids)
Biological process (GO): SCF-dependent proteasomal ubiquitin-dependent protein catabolic process
Cellular component (GO): SCF ubiquitin ligase complex
Molecular function (GO): protein binding
Source: RefSeq, a predicted model, not a curated record